AUGACUCUGGGAACGGUUACUGAUGAAAAUUCAAUCACCGCCUAUCCGGACUACACCUGGCAUGACAAUCAAGGACAUAAUUGUGAUGGAUUAACAUCUGUAUUCAGAGUCGCUAUAGAUAAGUGCAAUCGUCUAUGGGUCAUGGAUGCAGGGACGAUAGGGGAUAAAGCUGUGUGUCCUGCGCAGCUUCUCGCUUUUGACUUGAAUACCGAUCAGCUAAUCUACCGACACCGACCAGGCCCUAACGCUUAUAUAGCCACUUCGGUGUUCAUCACUCCAGUGGUAGAUGUACGAGGCGAAGGGCCUCAUGAUUGUGCUGACACGUUCGUGUAUGUGGCGGAUGUUUCUGGCUUCGGACUGUUAGUAGUCGAUGUGGCCAACGACCGCUCCUGGAGAGUUACUCACCGCUUUAUGUAUCCAUACCCCUCUCGAGGCAAUUUUACUAUUGACGGUGUAAGCUUCGAUGUUAUGGAUGGUAUAUUUGCUUUGGCGCUCUCUCCGUACGUACCUGGUCAGGAUCGCAUCUUAUAUUUCCACGCCUUAGCGUCCACUACAGAAAAUGUAGUACGCACCAGUGUCAUCAGGAAUGACUCAUUCAUUACCAAUUCCAAUGCUAAUCCCAACUCUAUUAAAGUUUUUCCUGAAGAAAGGCCAACUCAAUCAGCAGCUGAAGCUAUUGAUGAUAAUGGAAUUAUGUACUUUGGGCUGAAUGAUCCUCCCAGCAUCUGGUGUUGGAAUACCGGAACGGAAUUUUCCCCGCGUAAUUUCUAUCCAAUUGCCAUCGAUGAAGAAACACUUCAAUUUGCAAGCGGCGUGAAAAUUGUAAAUAAUCUAGCUGGUUCACAAGAGCUUUGGAUUAUGACAACAAGUUUGCAGAGGAUGUUGGCUGGCAUACUAACUGAUGAUAGAAUUAAUUACAGAAUACUUACUGAAAAAAUACCAAAGUUGCUUGAAAAUUCUGCAUGUAUGCCGCCACCAAAGAACAAC
This is a messenger RNA of Brenthis ino (lesser marbled fritillary), 987 nucleotides long. The record is from the annotation of a GenBank genome assembly. NCBI's taxonomy places the organism in Eukaryota, Metazoa, Arthropoda, Insecta, Lepidoptera, Nymphalidae.